UACAUCACUAAGUCACGUUUUGCAAGAGUAUAAAUAGUAUAAACUAUUUCAAAUGUUAAGAAAGCAGGCUAGACAACGCAGAGAAUACUUGUAUUCUAAGGCUGUUAAGGAACGUAUUUUGACUAAGAAAAAAAAUCGAGAAGAUGUAGCCCAAAAUUUACAAGAUAACAAACCUUUAAAGUCAUCUCAUCUGGCUAAGGGUAUUCACUUGUACAAUACACUUAAAUAUGAUGGAGAUGUUGACAGCAGUAACCUGAAAGCCAUAGAUGAGUACCAGUUCGCAGGAUGUCAAGAUCCGAAAAUCAUGUUAACUACUUCUCAUGAUCCAUCGUCCAGAUUGAAAAUGUUUAUGAAAGAGCUUCGAUUGAUUUUGCCCAAUGCCCAGCAGAUGAACAGAGGAAAAUAUCAAUUAAAUGUGCUAAUGCAGGCAUGCCGAGCCAACAAUGUAACUGAUUUCAUAAUUGUUCAUGAACAUCGAGGUAUUCCCGAUAGUCUUGUGGUAUGUCACUUGCCUUUCGGCCCAACGGCAUUUUUCAAUAUUUCGGAUGUGGUUAUGCGUCAUGAUAUUCCAGAUAUUGGGCCAAUGAGUGAGCAGAAACCGCAUCUCAUUUUUAGUAAUUUUAAGACAAAUAUUGCCCUGAGAACUGUGUCUAUUCUUAAGCACUUAUUUCCUGUGCCUAAGGAAAAGUCUGAGAGAGUAAUUUCAUUUAUUAACAAUAAUGACAACAUCAUAUUCAGACAUCAUCUAUACAAAUAUAUAAACAAGGAGCUGACAAUUACUGAAAUUGGACCUAGAUUUCAACUAAAGCUUUAUCAAAUUAAGCUUGGCACUUUGGAAAAUAUAAAAGCAGUGGAUACAGAAUGGGUUAAUCGUCCAUACUUAAACACAGCUGUUAAAAAUCUUGCUUUUUCAAAUGAAGAUCCAUUUGCAAAUAAAUAAGAUUUGGAUGUUUAUAUAUAAAUGUGGUUUUAAUCAGGACUCGAAUCGUGUUACAAUAAUUUUUUAUUUCAUACAUGUCAGCUGUAACCUAUAUAUAAGUCAGUCUUGAGCGCCCGAUUGCGGGCUGAAUGAACAGCAGCAAAGGUCACUAAGGGGUUCCUGGUAUUCCCCGUAUGCCUUAAUAAAGAAAAGAAAAAAAAAAAA
Drosophila busckii is the source of this 1144-nucleotide messenger RNA. RefSeq names its product U3 small nucleolar ribonucleoprotein protein IMP4. Gene Ontology annotation, cellular component: nucleolus; Mpp10 complex; small-subunit processome. The coding region runs from base 53 to 940 and encodes 295 amino acids. The record is from RefSeq and is a predicted model, not a curated record. Gene Ontology annotation, biological process: rRNA processing. Gene Ontology annotation, molecular function: snoRNA binding; rRNA primary transcript binding. The transcript has 2 exons. NCBI's taxonomy places the organism in Eukaryota, Metazoa, Arthropoda, Insecta, Diptera, Drosophilidae.